AUGUCGGACAAACUUUCCGAGCCUCGUUAUAUCAAUUUUCCAAGCCUACCCACCGAUGCGAAACACCCAGAUGGCUCCCCCGCACUCAAUCGGCAUUCGUCCACAAUCACCCGCGGACAUGAAUUCCCGGGAGCUCGAGCCAUGCUCUUCGCGGCUGGUGUUCCUGACAAGGAAGCCAUGGCCAAAAGCCCGCACGUGGGCAUUGCCUCCGUCUGGUGGGAAGGAAAUCCCUGCAAUAUGCACCUGAUGGACCUGGCGAAGACGGUGAAAAAGUCUGUUGUUGAGAAGGGGAUGAUUGGCUGGCAAUUCAACACCAUUGGUGUGUCAGAUGCCAUCACAAUGGGCAGUGACGGUAUGCGAUUCUCGUUACAGACUCGGGAAAUCAUUGCCGACAGCGUUGAAACCGUCACCUGUGCUCAGUAUCACGACGCAUGUAUCGCAAUUCCUGGCUGCGACAAGAACAUGCCCGGUGUGGUGAUGGGAAUGGCCCGGCACAACCGUCCCUCAAUCAUGAUAUACGGCGGUACGAUCAACAUUGGAUAUUCGGAGUAUCUCCGUAAGCCGAUCAAUAUUUCAACCUGCUUUGAAGCGGCGGGUGCUUACGCCUAUGACACAUUGCGACAGCCCGACGACGGUGGGGAUACGAGCAAGACCAAGGAUGAGAUCAUGGAUGACCUCGAGCGACAUGCUUGCCCCAGCGCCGGCGCUUGUGGUGGUAUGUUUACGGCAAACACAAUGGCCACCGCGAUUGAGUCUAUGGGUCUAUCCUUGCCUGGUUCUUCCUCUACACCAGCGUCAUCGCCCUCCAAGAUGCGCGAAUGUGUGCGUGUGGCCGAAGCCAUCAAAAUUUGUCUGGAGAAAAACAUCCGUCCCCGAGACCUCUUGACCAAGCGAUCCUUUGAGAAUGCACUCGUGAUGACAAUGGCGCUGGGUGGAUCUACCAACGGAGUUCUUCAUUUCUUGGCUAUGGCACGCACUGCUGGUGUGGAUUUGACUUUGGAUGAUUUCCAGCGGGUCAGCAACAAGAUCCCAUUUAUUGCGAACCUCUCCCCCAGCGGCAAAUACUACAUGGCCGAUCUCUACGAGAUUGGAGGCAUUCCGUCGGUCCAGAAAUUACUCAUUGCUGGAGGACUUUUGGACGGUGGAAUCCCUACGGUGACUGGCAAGACACUGGCAGAAAACGUCGAAUCAUUCCCGUCAUUGCCACAAGAUCAGACCAUCAUUCGCCCAUUAGAUAACCCGAUCAAGACGACGGGCCAUAUCCAGAUCCUGCGUGGUAAUCUUGCUCCCGGCGGUGCUGUGGCUAAGAUUACGGGCAAGGAGGGUCUCAAAUUCACCGGUAAAGCCCGUGUCUUUGAUAAGGAGAAACAGUUGAACGACGCUCUAGACGAGGGUCGCAUCCCACGUGGGGAGAACUUGGUUCUGAUCGUCCGCUACGAAGGCCCAAAGGGCGGACCUGGAAUGCCGGAACAGCUCAAGGCCAGCGCCGCACUGAUGGGUGCCAAGUUGACCAACGUUGCCCUCAUCACGGAUGGGAGGUAUUCGGGAGCGAGCCAUGGAUUCAUCGUCGGCCAUAUCACACCCGAGGCAGCUGUAGGAGGGCCGAUCGCACUGGUUCGGGAUGGCGAUCUAAUCACGAUCAACGCUGAGAACAACGAAAUUUCCAUGGAUGUUUCUCAGGAGGAACUUGACGAACGUCGCCGCCAGUGGACGCCGCCCGAGCCACAGAUCACCCGGGGCGUGCUUGCCAAAUACGCUCGUCUGGUGGGCGAUGCAUCACACGGCGCGAUGACUGAUCUCUUUUAG
Messenger RNA from Penicillium oxalicum, 1806 nucleotides. RefSeq names its product putative mitochondrial dihydroxy acid dehydratase (gene ilv3B). The transcript is spliced from 3 exons. Gene Ontology annotation, molecular function: dihydroxy-acid dehydratase activity. Gene Ontology annotation, biological process: branched-chain amino acid biosynthetic process. Gene Ontology annotation, cellular component: mitochondrion. Lineage: Eukaryota; Fungi; Ascomycota; Eurotiomycetes; Eurotiales; Aspergillaceae. Bases 1 to 1806 code for a protein of 601 amino acids. The record is from RefSeq and is a predicted model, not a curated record.